AUGGAUACAAUAACACAGAGCCUUGGUUUUUGGUACCAUGGAACAAACGCUUUGGUCUUUCUCGGUAUUGCCGUGGCUGUGGUGGGUGCGGUCAUCUCUACUGCGAGACAAUGGUUUCGUCUUAGCCAUGUUCCUGGUCCAUUCAUCGCUUCGAUAACUAGCCUAUGGGCAUACCGCUCUAUAAGCCGUCUGCGCUUCCACCAGACUGCGGAAGAUCUCCAGAAAAGAUAUGGUAAAAUUGUACGAAUCACACCAACCGACGUGUUAAUAUCAGAUCCUGACACCUUGUGGCGUAUUAACUCGGCCCGCUCAUCAUAUACACGUGGCAACUGGUACGGAAGCAUCCGAUUCAAUCCAUAUGGCGACAGCGUAUUCAGCGAGCUGGACACAGCGAAGCACGAUAAACGAAAAGCCAAGCUGACCUUCGGGUUUUCCGGAAAGGGCCUUCUGGACAUCGAGGGCAGUGUAGACCAGCACAUAGCCGUCCUAGUAGACGUGUUGAAGAACAGAAUCAACGAGGGCAACGGACAGGCUAUCGUUGAUAUGGGCCUUUUACUUCAGUAUUUCCAAGUUGACCUCAUCACACUAGCAGGCGAAAAGGAGCAAGACGUUGGCGGAGACAUGCUGGAGGAGUGGCUAAAGCACGACCUUUCGCCUACCGAAGCGGAGUUGGAUCUUUCGGUGCAGGUGCCUGCUGGGACGGAGACAUCCAUCACAACAAUUCGUGGCAUACUGAUGUACCUGAUAACGUCGCCCAGUAUUUACUACAAACUUAAGAAAGAGAUAUCAGAUGGCAUUGAGCACGGUCGUAUUUCAAGGCCAAUCAAGAACGAGGAAGCACGAAAUCUCCCCUACCUGCAGGCGGUUCUCAGUGAAGGGAUGCGUAUGAGUCCUCCACUAACGGCGGGAUUCCCGAAAACGGUGCCGCCCGGAGGGGACGUCAUCUGCGGAAAGAUGCUUCCAGCAGGCACAGAGGUUCACACCAACUACAUCGCACUAAUGAAAGACGAGGAGGUUUUUGGUCGCGACGCUGAGAUGUUCCGCCCAGAGCGGUUUAUUGACUGUGACGAGGCUACCAAAGCAAGGCGCAAGAAGGUAGUGGACCUCAAUUUCGGUCAUGGUCGUUGGCUGUGUCUCGGGAGAGUGUUGGCAUUAAUGGAAUUGAACAAAAUUUUUGUCGAGCUUUUGAGAUCGUUUGAUUUCCAAGUCGUCAACCCUGAGAAUCCUUGGCUCCGAGAGUCCACACUGACCUUCUACAUCAAGGACUUCUUUGUGCAAGUCAGGACUGAUUCGCUUAGCGGAAGAUAG
Molecule: messenger RNA, 1308 nt
Organism: Neoarthrinium moseri
Lineage: Eukaryota; Fungi; Ascomycota; Sordariomycetes; Amphisphaeriales; Apiosporaceae
Exons: 5
Coding region: 1-1308 (435 amino acids)
Molecular function (GO): monooxygenase activity; iron ion binding; oxidoreductase activity, acting on paired donors, with incorporation or reduction of molecular oxygen
Source: RefSeq, a predicted model, not a curated record